This is a messenger RNA of Oncorhynchus gorbuscha (pink salmon), 1694 nucleotides long. RefSeq names its product sodium- and chloride-dependent GABA transporter 1-like. Gene Ontology annotation, biological process: sodium ion transmembrane transport. The record is from RefSeq and is a predicted model, not a curated record. Gene Ontology annotation, cellular component: membrane. Lineage: Eukaryota; Metazoa; Chordata; Actinopteri; Salmoniformes; Salmonidae. The transcript has 10 exons. The annotation marks the transcript as partial.
GUGGUCUAUUUCUCUGUCCCCUACUUCAUGCUGUUCAAGUGGGGUCACUCUCCCCGGGGCCAAGGAGGGCAUCCUUUCUACAUCACCCUGACUUCAACAAACUCCCAAGUGUGGCUGGACGCUGCCACUCAGAUCUUCUUCUCCUAUGGACUGGGUCUGGGUUCGCUCAUCGCCUUGGGAAGCUACAACUCCUUCAACAACGAUGUGUACAGGGAGCUAACGCACAUCUUCAGGGACUCCCUCAUCGUGUGCUGUAUAAACUCCUUCACCAGCAUGUUUGCGGGCUUCGUCAUCUUCUCCAUUGUGGGCUUUAUGUCGUACAUCACCAAGAAGCCUGUCCAGGAACUAGCUGCCUCCGGCCCAGGCUUGGCGUUCUUGGCCUACCCCCAGGCCGUGACUCAGCUGCCCAUGUCCUCCCUGUGGGCCAUCCUGUUCUUCUCCAUGCUGAUGAUGCUGGGGCUAGACAGCCAGUUCUGUACUGUGGAGGGCUUUGUCACAGCUCUGAUGGAUGAGUUCCCCAUGGUGCUGAGGAAGAGGAAGAAGGUCUUUAUCCUCGGCGUCUGUCUAAUCUCCUUCCUCAUUGGCUUCUCCAACAUUACACAGGGUGGUCUGUACGUCUUCAAGCUGUUUGAUUACUACUCUGCCAGCGGGAUGUGCCUCCUCUUCCUCGUCUUCUUCGAAACCAUCUCGAUUUCCUGGUUCUAUGGAGCUGAUAAGUUCUAUGGGGACAUUGAAAAGAUGAUCGGCUAUCGGCCCUGCGGCUGGUGGAAGCUCUGCUGGAAGUUCUUCACUCCGGCUAUCUGCCUGGGAGUGUUUACCUUCAGUGCCAUUGAGAUGACCCCCCUGACCUUGGGGAAGUACGUGUACCCGGCGUGGGGGCAGGGGAUUGGCUGGGUCAUGUCUCUGUCAUCCAUGGUUCUUGUGCCAGGCUAUGUCAUCUACAUGUUCUGCACCUCCAAGGGCGGCAUCAAACAGCGUUGGCACAAGAUGACCACCAGCGCACCUUGUGAACAUGCUGGCGUCACACACCAGAAUUCACACACAGGAAGUGUGGGCGAAGCCGCCGUCUAACUGGGAAUAGGAUACAGUUGACUCCUGGGCCCCGAUCUAAGGUCGGUUUAGCGUUUUUCUCCUAAUGGUUAAAAUGAGGAGUUUUGGGUGGGUAAACCGAUUCCUAGAUCUGUUCCUACAGGCAACUUCCACCCAGAAUUCCUGACUAUGCCAGACACCUCGUCAACACAGGGGUGUAUUCACUAGGAACCAAAUGAAAGCCAACAGAAGCAAACAGAAUGAAACGGGGAGUGACCUACCUGAAUUUGUCCAAUAGAAACUCUUGUUACCGUUAGGAGUGAACGAUUUCCGUUGCGAAAUGUUUUACAACUAUUUGCUACGGUCUUGCUCUAAUGAAUACACCCCAGUAUUCAGACAGAGAGAGGCAUCAUGGGAGAUGCCCUGGCCAAAAUGCUUCCAUUCCAUAUGUAUCCUCUGGAACUGAAUGGUCACAAAAUAUAAUGGACUGUAUUAUUGACCAAUACAAUGUUUUUUCUUCUGUGGUACACCGCUGUAUACAAUUCAUAAGGUGACACCAUGUUUUUCAGAUCUAUACGAAGUCAUUGUGCCCCACUUUGGCUUACAAACAAAUACAAAGCAUUUUGUAAAGUAUCUGAAUAAAUUGAAAACAUGUUAUUAUUAUU